CCUUACGUGGGUCUUAGGAAGAGGGCCAAGAAGCUGGUGUUGGUGAUGCUUUUCUUAUCCUGGAACAACUUCCUUUCUGGGAAACUGGGUGUCUCCUUCUGGGCAAAGACAAUAAAAUUCAUCCAAGGGGCCAAAAGAGCAGGGCUUCUUCUGUCGCCAAACGGAUGGGCAUCACGUGGCUCCAGGGUUAGCGGUCCUGGAAAAUCCCAGCCCUUGCCACUCUGCCUCCCACACCCAUCUACUCACUCACCCUCACACACUCAGCCUCCCCAACCCACCUUGAACAUUCACCAUCGCACAUUGUUCACCCUCAGCUUCUGCCGCCACUACCUGGGCAAUAUUACCAGCCUUUCCCUAAUCCCAGAGCUGCAGUCUUGCUUUGUCACCCGUCCCAGACCCACCAUGUCCCUGAGGCCACCGAAAUUCCAGGCAGUGGGUGAAGAAAACGAGGAGGAAGAGAGCCUGGAUUCUGUGAAGGCUCUGACGGCGAAGCUGCAGCUGCAAACACGGCGGCCCUCGUAUCUGGAGUGGACCGCCCAGGUCCAGAGCCAGACCUGGCGCCAGGCCCGAGCUGGGCCUGGGCCGGGGGAACCUGGGGCCAUCUGCGGCUUUGACUCCAUGGAAUCUGCCCUUGAGUGGCUGCGCCGGGAGCUGCGGGAGAUGCAGGCUCAGGACCGGCAGCUGGCGGGGCAGCUCUGA
Myotis brandtii (Brandt's bat) is the source of this 699-nucleotide messenger RNA. It is a transcript of the gene FAM167B, whose product is annotated as family with sequence similarity 167, member B. The record is from RefSeq and is a predicted model, not a curated record. The transcript has 3 exons. The coding region runs from base 46 to 699 and encodes 217 amino acids. Lineage: Eukaryota; Metazoa; Chordata; Mammalia; Chiroptera; Vespertilionidae.